UUACAGUUAGAAGUUUUGGUUUUCAGCUUCUCGGAAAACAUUAGUUCUCUUCUCUUCCCCACCUUUCCAUCAAUUUCACCGCAUAAACCCUAAUUUAGAUUUUAGGGUCCCUCUUAAACACUCUUGCAAAUCUCCAAGCUCCUCUUUGACAAAACUUCAUCAGCAACAAUGGAUAAUAAUUUCGGGAACUAUCAUCAUCAUCAAUGGCGUCCAGGACCAACACAGCCAAACUUGUGCCCGGUUUGUACGGCGCCGCACUUCCCUUUCUGCCCACCGUAUCUUCCAUCUUCCUUCCAGCAGACUCCUAGCUUCCCUCCUCACCUCAACUUACCUCGUCCUGGAUUCGACUCGUUCACCGGACCACCGGUUCGACCGCAAAACCACUAUCCGCUCGGUGAUCCAAGACCGUGGUUAGCUCACCACGGUAAUCAAUGGCGACCGGUUUCUGACUAUCGCAGCGCUGUUGAUUGUGAUAGGGAAGCUGAUCGGAGCUAUAAGAGAGCUCGGAUUGAUGCGAUCGGCGGUGGUUCUCCCGGUUAUGUUGUUUCUGGGAGCGAUGGAUUUCAGAGUCCUCAGAUCUCAUGGGAGAACGAACGGAGGCUGAAGAUGGUUAGAGAUCAUGGUUACGGUUUAUCUGCGCCGUCUCCGGGAAAUCUCGAUGAUUCCAAUCUCAAGAUGAAUCAUCACUAUCCGAUGAGCGAAUUUAGGAAUGGCGGUCAACUUAAUGGUGUAGCUCCUCCUCCGCCUCCGCUUCAUCAUCCGCCGCUGCCACCGGCGUCGUACGGAGGCUAUUUUGGCGGUCCUAAUGGUCAGCCUCCUCUUCCGGUUUCGCCACCACCGCCUUUGCCUCCAUCUAAUCCUUCUUCUCUGUUUCCUUUCACCGCUAAUUCCUCUGCAACGGUCUCUCCACCGCCAUCAUCAUAUCCUCAAAUGCCAAAUGCUUCGCCAUCUUCUACACAAUUAGCACCAACUCGGUCUAAAGUGAUGGAUGUGUCCCAUUUGCUCAAGCCUCCUCAUCGGUCUACUCGCCCUGAUCAUUUUGUAAUUAUCCUUCGAGGACUACCAGGUAGUGGGAAGAGUUAUUUAGCAAAGUUAUUGCGUGACAUCGAGGUAGAAAAUGGCGGUAGUGCUCCGCGAAUCCAUUCUAUGGAUGAUUACUUCAUGGCUGAAGUUGAGAAGGUUGAGGAGAGUGAUUCAGCUUCUUCAAGAUCUGGUCGAAGCAAGAGACCUAUUGUAAAAAAGGUCAUGGAAUACUGCUACGAACCUGAGAUGGAAGAAGCGUAUCGUUCAAGCAUGCUGAAAGCUUUUAAGAGGACUCUAGAAGAUGGGGCUUUCAGCUUUGUAAUCGUGGAUGACCGCAAUCUGCGGGUAGCUGAUUUUGCUCAGUUUUGGGCAACAGCAAAGAGAUCUGGAUAUGAAGCUUACAUAAUGGAAGCGACAUACAAGGACCCAACUGGCUGUGCAGCAAGAAAUGUACAUGGCAUCACACUAGAUCAGGUACAGCAGAUGGCAGAACAAUGGGAAGAAGCUCCAUCAUUGUACAUGCAACUGGAUAUCAAGUCUUUUACGCGGUGGGAUGACCUGAAAGAGAGUGGAAUCGAGGAGGUGGAUAUGGACAUGGAAGAUGAUUUUGGACUGCCAGAAAGAAAAGAUGAUAACAGCUCCCAGUCAGAAGUGAAGGGUGCGACAGAAGGCUCUUACAUAAAUGAGAGUAAAUGGGAAGCAGAACCUAGCACCCAUACAGAAAAAGUGAAAGAACUAAGCAGAAGUAAAUGGUCAAACGUAGAGGAAGACGACGAAACAGAGAAAUCUCAAAGCACAGGAAGAAACUCAAAAUCCCUUUCCAGGUCAAGCCAAGAACGGUUGCGGAAAGGCAAAACUGUUUGGUGGGGCGACAAGGGUGGAGACGCAGGUUUUUCAAUUGGUGCUGCGAGGAAUAUGAGCAUGCCUUCUUUAGUUAUAGGUCCUGGAUCAGGAUACAACUUGAAAUCGAAUCCGCUAUCACGAGAAGAGAGUCUUGCACUGGCUGAUGCUAUUGGAAAAGCAAAGGUAAGAGGAAUUUUCCAGGAUCAGCUUAGAGCAGAGCGUGAGUCUUUUAAAGCGGUUUUUGAUAAGAGACAUGUACGAAUCCCUACGUCUUACAAUUCAAAGGACGACUAAGUGUAUGAUGCAUUUUUUCCUCUGGGAAACCCCAAAGUUUAUUUCCCACUUUGACAUUCACAUCAACCAAUAGAAUUGAGAGAAACAUGGGUUGGGGGGGUUUAAACUAUUAUUAUCCCUUGUUCUGUGUUCGUAUGAAUUUUAAUGU
Messenger RNA from Eutrema salsugineum, 2308 nucleotides. RefSeq lists its product as uncharacterized. Lineage: Eukaryota; Viridiplantae; Streptophyta; Magnoliopsida; Brassicales; Brassicaceae. Gene Ontology annotation, biological process: regulation of telomere maintenance. The coding region runs from base 169 to 2160 and encodes 663 amino acids. The transcript is spliced from 13 exons. Gene Ontology annotation, cellular component: nucleus. The record is from RefSeq and is a predicted model, not a curated record.